Ochlerotatus camptorhynchus is the source of this 1761-nucleotide messenger RNA. RefSeq lists its product as uncharacterized. The transcript has a single exon. The record is from RefSeq and is a predicted model, not a curated record. Lineage: Eukaryota; Metazoa; Arthropoda; Insecta; Diptera; Culicidae. Bases 1 to 1761 code for a protein of 586 amino acids. Gene Ontology annotation, biological process: DNA integration. Gene Ontology annotation, molecular function: nucleic acid binding.
AUGAGUCGAGCGAAGGUAACACCAUUGAAACAGCUUUCGAUUCCGCGUUUGGAGCUUAUGGCAGCGGUACUCGGUGUACGACUAUCACAGACAGUGCGCGAAAACCAUACCUUCUCCAUUAGUCGAGUGGUCUUCUGGGUAGAUGCGGAGGUGGUGCUAUCGUGGAUUCGAUCCGAUCAGCGCCGCUACAAGCAGUUUGUCGGUUUCCGUAUCGGAGAGAUCCUGAGUUCGACGAGGAUUGCAGACUGGCGGUGGGUACCGACGAGAUUGAACGUGGCAGACCAGCUAACGAAGUGGGGCAAGGAUCCGGAAAUACAUCCGAACAGCUCGUGGAUAAAAGGACCGCAGUUUCUGUACAGCCGUGAGGAAGGGUGGCCGAAGAAGAUUCUACCGCCGGCGAACACGACGGAGGAACUCCGGGUUCAUCUCCUACUGCACGAUGUGAAGGUGCCAGCGAAUUUGGUAGAUGCAGACGGCUUCUCGAAGUGGACGGUGUUGGUUCAGACGAUGGCGUGUGUAUUUCGUUUCGUGUCGAACUGCAGGCAAAAGUUCAAAGGGCUGCCGAUCGAGACAUUCCGGGCGACGAGCGAGCAGAUGAAGGUGCAAAAGUCAACCACGGUCGCGAAUAUUCGCAUACCGUUACAGCAGAACGAAUACGAACAAGCAGAGCGGUGCCUCCUAAUAUCGGCGCAGUCGGAGAGUUUCAUCGAUGAAUUGAAGGUGCUGUCGAGAAACAAGGAGCGUUCGGUGAAUCAGUGGCUGCCAAUCGAGAAGUCAAGUCCUCUGUAUAAGCUGACUCCCAUGGUCGAUAAAGAUGGACUGAUUCGAAUGGAGGGUCGAGUGGAACGAGCAGAAUUUUUACCGUUCGAUCUGCGAUUUCCAGUGAUUCUGCCGAAUGACCAUCGGAUUACGAGAUUGAUAGUCCAGCACUACCACGAGAAGAGUGGCCACGGGUACCGCCAGGUGGUGAAGAACGAACUGAGGCAGCUGUACUAUAUUCCACACAUAGAUGCAGUUGUCCGGAAGGUGUCAGCGUCCUGCGUGUGGUGUAAGGUGAAUCGGUGUCGUCCUGAAGUUCCAAGGAUGGCCCCGCUGCCAGUACAGCGAGUCACACCGAAUCUUCGAGCCUUUAGCUACGUCGGUGUCGAUUACCUGGGACCAUUUGAUGUGACCAUAGGACGCAGAACGGAGAAGAGGUGGAUUGCGCUGUUUACGUGCAUGGUAACACGUGCCGUGCAUUUGGAGGUGGCACACGGACUGACCACUCAGUCGUGUUUGACGGCGAUAUACCGGUUUAUGGGUCGCCGGGGCUGGCCGAUUGAAUUCUUUUCGGACAACGGGACGAACUUGCGAGGAGCCAGUAAGCAAGUGGUGGAGGCUGUGCACGGCAUUACAGACGACUGUGCAGACCAGUUAACAAACGCGAGAACAAAGUGGACGUUUAAUCCUCCCGCUGCACCCCACAUGGGAGGUGUUUGGGAGCGCCUGGUCCGCUCUGUGAAGGAAGCGCUGACAGCACUCGACGAUGGAAGGCGACUAACGGACGAGAUCUUGCAGACAGCAAUCGUUGAAGCGGAGGACAUCAUCAAUUCCCGUCCGCUCACCUACGUGAGGCAGCAGUCCAACGAAGUAGAAGCGCUCACCCCAAAUCACUUCUUGAGUGAGCGUCACCAAACCAACCAAGUGGCACUCUUCCACCUCCCCAUCCUGCCGUGGCCCUUCGAGAUGCGUUCCAGCGUUCGCAGCAAUUGGCCAGCGUGA